Messenger RNA from Megalopta genalis, 2101 nucleotides. The record is from RefSeq and is a predicted model, not a curated record. NCBI's taxonomy places the organism in Eukaryota, Metazoa, Arthropoda, Insecta, Hymenoptera, Halictidae.
AUGAACUUCCUUAGUCCUAAAGAAGUCGUCUUAGAAGGUAAACAACAUAUAGCCAAGGGAACAGGAUCAUCUCCGUUAGUGCGAUUAGGCGAAGAAAACCAGAAGAUCCACGACGCUGACCAGCGGGCGAGGGAGACGAAACAGACGAAGGAGCAACAGCAGCAGCAGCAGCAACAGCAGAGGAAGCAGAAGGAGAAGACUAAAGAGAACGACGACGACGACGACGAAGAAGAAGGUUCCCUGCGCCACGCUUCCGGUGCUCCGUGGUCCGUGCUCGCUAUCAGUGUCACUUCUGACCCUGGGGAGACUGGCGGCGGUAAACGCCGUCAUCAAAACGCUAUCGGCAACUUGUACCCGGAAGUGUUGGCGACCAAGGGGGCCCCGAAGGACCCAGAGAAUCGAAAGGGGGCGACCGUGAACAUCGAGGGAGCACGGCUUAUCGCGGGACAAAAAAUCGACGUCGAAACAAAGACAACAUCCACCCAAACCUCUGGGACGACGAUUAAACCGAAAGCUGUACAAAUCGCCGAAGAAACGUUGAACAUAAAUCGAUUAUCUCCGAGAUACAUUUAUUUGAAGCAGAAGAAAUCGUCAACGGUUUGGAACGUCGACGAGGAUCCUGCGCCCCAAUGGCUAAUAGCGGAAGCUUUGUCUGCAAUGAACAGGAACGCCGAGCACAGCGAGAGACGGACAAAGGGGGAAACAUCGUCGAGCAAGGAGACCGAGUACGAGUUGAUUAUUUCGCAACUCGAGCAGAAACUGAGUCGUACGAAGGUGGAUCUUGAAGUGGCGCUGCAGAAGAAGACGAUGGCCAAAGAAAAAUACAAAAAAAAUCUGGAGCACGCGAAAGCAGAAGCUCGAAGAGAGAACGAGAUACUCCAGGAGAGGAUCGUUCGAAUCUGCACGUCGGUCCUUGAGAAUUUCGGUCCUCGCGGCAUGGCUGAUAAAAGAGGGAACAGUUACCAAUUGAAGUGCAGCAAACGUCUGAGGUGUCUCUCCAGCAAACUGCAUAAGAAAUUGCGGAUGGCAGUGGCGAAAUCCAACAAACUGAGGCGAGAAUUGGCGAAGACUAGGGCAACGCUGAAGAUCAAAGCGGAGAAGUGCGAGUCGAUGCACAAAUGCUUCGAGAAGCUACAGCAGGAGAUGGACACCAGCGAGAUCAACUUGAACAAGCUGAUCGCGGAGAACCUGGAGCUUCGUAAGAGGAUAGAGGACACUCGGGAAUGGGUGCAGCAUAAUGCGAGCAAAGAGAAUCACGAGAGAACAAACGCUGUUCAUUAUCGGGCCAUGCAGUGGAGCAGGGAACUGAUCAACCUGAAGAAGAAGGCUGACGAGGACUUUACGACCAUCACGCAAUUGAGGAACAAAUUCAUGCGAUCGGAAUCGGCGAACGCCAAUAAAGGAUUUUUGCUGAACAGUUACAAAAGUCAAUUGGCAGAUUUGAACAAGGAGAAAAAUCAAUUACUGUCGAAGAUCACCAACUUGGAGAACGAGAUUACAGCCGUGAAAUCGAACAAUUCGCAAUUAAGAGCCAAGAUUUCUGUUUUGAAUACCGAGAAGGAGAAGUUGCUUUCUCGCAACGAGAAAUCGAAGGCUGAUACAGAAAAGUCAGAAACAGAAAAUAGUAAAAAGAUCGAAGACGCAGUCCAGCAGGAAGUAGCGAACAUGAAGGCUCAUUACGAGGAGACUAUUAAAUCGAUGACGACCAAAUUAUCAGCUAUGAAGAGCCAGAACAUGGAGUACUUGAAGAGUAUAAAGGACUUCUUGAAGAAGCUUUACGACUCUAGAGGCGACUAUGAUAAGCAGAGAGGUCCGAAAGAGGACGAACCUAGUGAAAAAGAGGCCCAGGAAACUGCAUGCAAUAUUCUCAACAUGACACCGGAGGAAUUGUCUGGAUUCAUCAAUGGGAAGGCACCUAACUCUAUUAACACCUGGAUAUUCGAGCUGAACCGGAUAUUGACGAAGAGUAAUUUUUCUGAAAGUCUGUCGAAGUUCUUGUUGAAAAAAGCAACGAGGAAACUGAAAAUGUGAAAGGCAGGAUCUACGAAGGACAAUUCAACUAAUAUUUGUUAUGUGAAUUAAAAUAUUUUUCUAAAUUGUU